AAUAUGUUGUCUAUACAAACAAUCUUCCUUCACAGCCAUAGCCAGCAAACAUGAAGAAUCUCCAUUUCCUCAUUUCCCUCUUCUCUUGCUUCCUUUCUCUUGUGUUUUCCUUUUCUCCUUCUCAAUCUCAUCUCCCAAAACAAUAUUGCCUUGAUGACCAGAGAUCCUCUCUGUUGCAAUUGCAGCAUGAUCUCUACUAUGCCCCAAAAUUUACCUUCACUUCCAAAUUUGAGUUGUGGGAUCCCAACACUGAUUGUUGCUCUUGGGAAGGAGUUACCUGUGAUGAUGCCAUUGGUCAUGUCAUCGGACUUGAUCUAAGCUACAAAAACCUUUCCGGGACCUUUCACUCCAUUUUCGAUCUCCAUCAUCUUCAGCGCCUUAACCUUGCUGGAAACAACUUCAACACCACUCUGCUUUCCUAUGGGUUUGAUGAACUCCAAAAUCUAACUCAUCUCAAUCUCUCCAGCUCAUGUUUCCAUGGCCAAAUUCCAAUGGAGAUCUCAUACUUAACAAGAGAAACCAAGCUUCAAGACAUUAAUCAAGAAUUUGAGGUUUCUGAGAGAGCUUCAUUUGGAUGGUGUGGACAUUUCAACUCAUAGUGCUAAAUGGUGUGAAACCACAUCUCUAGUACUUUCCGACCUACAAGUGCUGAGCUUUGCAUACUGUGGUUUAAAAGGUCCAUUAUGUCCUUCACUCUCAAAACUUGGUUUUCUUUCCAAACUUAUCCUUGACGGAAAUCCAAUCUCUUAUGUACCUCCCAAUUUCUUGAAAAAUUCCUCUCUUUUGGUUUCUCUCAGUUUGGCAGAUUGCAGUCUGAGUGGCCAUUUUCCAACAGAAAUUCUCUUGUUGCCGAAAAUUCAAAGCAUUGACAUUUCAGAUAAUUGGGGACUUAAGGGUCAUUUGCCUGAAUUUCCAUCAAAUAGUGAUUUACGGAGUUUGUCGCUUUCUGGUACAAAUUUUAGUGGAAAACUACCUGAAUCAAUCGGU
Hibiscus syriacus is the source of this 987-nucleotide messenger RNA. RefSeq names its product receptor-like protein 9DC1. The coding region runs from base 51 to 599 and encodes 182 amino acids. The transcript has 2 exons. NCBI's taxonomy places the organism in Eukaryota, Viridiplantae, Streptophyta, Magnoliopsida, Malvales, Malvaceae. The record is from RefSeq and is a predicted model, not a curated record.